AUGAAGUUCACUAAUAACUUGGCUGUCGCCUUCCUCGCUCUUUCCGGCGUUGAAGCGCUCUCGAUUCCUUUGCGCAGCUCAGUCAAUGCAAUCUCCAAGACGUACCACUCCACCCCUGUCCGCCGCCAACUCGAAAUCGGCGGCCUCACUUUGGGUGGCCCUGACGGUGGCAUCAGCGGCGGCGGACUCAAGCUCGGCGGCAAAGGCGGCAAAGGCGGAAAGGAUGGCGCAGCCGCUGCUGGAGGGAAGCCCGCCGAGGGCGGUGCAGCAGGGAACGGUACCAUGACCGCCGGUGCUCGCGAGCCGAAAAAGGGCGGAGCUGGAGCUGCAGGCAAUGGAACGAUGACUGCUGAGCCUGCGGCUGCGAAAGAGAGUCCUGCACCCAAGGAUUCAGAGCCAGCCCCUGCGGGCGAAGGAGCUGCGAAGGAACCUGCUACCGGUAAGGAACCUGCUGCCGGUAAGGAACCUGCUGCCGGUAAGGAGCCUGCUGCCAGUAAGGAACCUGCUGCUGGUAAGGAACCUGCUCCCGGUAAGGAGCCUGCUGCCGGUGAGGAGAGCGCCGCGCCCAAGGCUGCCGAAGAAGGUGCUGCAGCAAAAGAGCCCACUGGCGACAAACCCGCGGCGGCGGAGGAAACACCCGCACCGAAGCCCGCCUCAUCAGGCGGCGCAGGUACAGAGUCGCAGCCCGGCCGCGCAGAAGGCGACGCCGCACGCGCCGAAGCCGAAGCCGAAGCUGCCACCGCGAAAGGCGAGAAGCCCAAAGGCGAGAAGCCCAAAGGCGAGAAGCCCGCUGCGGGAGGCGAAAACGCAGAUGGCGUAAAAGCAACCCAGGAAGCAGAGCAGUUCUCGGAAGAAGCAGGCAUCACGCUGGGCAAGGACGGGGGUGCGCAGAACCUCGGCGGCGAUCUGGGAAUCACAAAGGGAACCGAUGGGUCGACGAGCGUCGGCGGCAAGAGCGGAAUCAACGUCGCUGCUGACGGAACGGCGAAGCUGAAGGGUAACGAGUAG
This is a messenger RNA of Ascochyta rabiei, 1008 nucleotides long. RefSeq lists its product as uncharacterized. The coding region runs from base 1 to 1008 and encodes 335 amino acids. NCBI's taxonomy places the organism in Eukaryota, Fungi, Ascomycota, Dothideomycetes, Pleosporales, Didymellaceae. The record is from RefSeq and is a predicted model, not a curated record. The transcript has 2 exons.